Molecule: messenger RNA, 4230 nt
Organism: Nasonia vitripennis (jewel wasp)
Lineage: Eukaryota; Metazoa; Arthropoda; Insecta; Hymenoptera; Pteromalidae
Product: basic proline-rich protein
Exons: 17
Coding region: 468-3845 (1125 amino acids)
Biological process (GO): negative regulation of DNA-templated transcription
Cellular component (GO): SWI/SNF complex
Molecular function (GO): nuclear receptor binding; nucleosomal DNA binding
Source: RefSeq, a predicted model, not a curated record
AGUCUAUAUAUUCGUUGCCCACACAACACCACGCACCGUUCGACUAUCGUUUUCGUCAUACAAUUCCUCGAGAGCGCGCGUACAUCGCUGCUUCGUUAUGCUUCGCCGACAGAAAGGUGCCAAAGCCGCUUUGCAAGAGAUGCAGCUAUGUGAACCUUAACCCGAAGGAGACGUGCAGUUGAAAACCUUCGCCUCCUUCCGCAAACCGUCACUGACUGAAUCGGACCGCCGACUCUAUUGGAGACUGUAUCUGCGUAGCGCACAUACAGUUAGAGCGUCCAACUGCAGUUCUUGGAAUCGUUCAUCGCGUUGUGACGUGCUGCGACCGCAUACAUAGCGUCCCUUCGACACUGAUGCUGUGAAGCCGGCUAGACGAUACAUGGGAAACGUCGAGCGAGCGAUUACCGAAUAUUUUUAACGUGGAUAUAUCCAGAAGAAGGAUUAUUGUUUAAUAUUGAAUUUUCACUAUGGCGUUACCCGCUAACUACAAACAAGUGGCGAUGGCCACCGCCAACAUGGUUACGCCGACGAAUCAGAGAAUUCGAGCUUCCGGAGGCAGUGGUGGAGGCUCGGGAUCUAGUAAGGAUGCACCAAGCCCGUUUAUACAAACUCCGCAUGGACAUCCAGGCUUCACGCCUCAAAAGUAUGGGAAGAAUGCACCAGCAGAUUCCCGCUUGCCUAAACCGCCAAAACCUCCAGAGAAACCGCUUAUGCCUUACAUGAGGUACAGUAGAAAAGUAUGGGACCAAGUGAAAGCGCAGAAUCCUGAGCUCAAGUUAUGGGAGAUUGGAAAGAUCAUCGGGCAGAUGUGGAGGGAUUUGCCGGAGGAGGAGAAAACUGAGUUUGUGGAGGAGUACGAAGCUGAAAAAGUGGAAUACGACAAAGCCUUGAAGACCUAUCAUAAUUCUCCAGCUUACUUGGCUUAUAUCGCAGCCAAAAAUAGAGCACAACAGAAUACAGACGAAAGAGAAACUCAUGAAAGAUCAUCUGGAAGUAGCAAGAAUCAGAGUGUUCAAGAUAGGAGAAUUGAUAUCUUACCAGCUGAAGAAGACGAUGAUCAAGAUGAUGGAUAUUCUGUUAAACACGUGGCAUACUCUAGGUACAUACGUAAUCAUCGUUUAAUUAAUGAGAUUUUCAGUGAUACAGUGGUUCCUGAUGUACGCUCCGUCGUUACGACUCAAAGGAUGCAAAUACUUCGGAGACAAGUACAAUCCCUAACCAUGCACCAAAAAAAGCUAGAGGCAGAAUUGCAACAAAUUGAAGAAAAGUUUGAAGCUAAAAAACGAAAAUUCAUUGAAACUAGUGAAGUGUUUCAAGAAGAGUUAAAGAAACAUUGUAAACCAGCCGUGGAUGAAGAAGUAUUCAAUAAACUGGUUGAGAAGCAAUAUGAAUUACUCAGAAAAGAUAGGCUGAAGGGUACAGAAGAAAAUCGUCCAGACGGUCCUCCAUCGUCCGAAUCGACGCCCAAUUCCACUCCGACUCCUACACCAGCACCUAUGAAUGAAGAGACCUCUUCAGAGGCACCAGACAACGAUGAUAAAAAAAUGGAAGUUGAUAAGCCUUGUGAGGUCAAGAAAGGAACACCAUCACCUCCUAAUGUUGAAGUUAAAUCGGAAACCUCACCAUUUUCCAAUCAACUCAGCCCUGGCGGAAAUCCGCCAGGACCGAGUUACUCUUCGAUGAGUAAUCAAAUGCAAGGACCUCCUCAAGGUCCUCAGCAAAUGUCUCCUCAUCCGCCCAUGGCACAAGGACUUCCACCAGGCCAGCCGCCUGUUCCUUCUCAGCAACAAGUUGGUCCACAGCAACAACUUCCACCUCAUCAACCACAGAUGCAAGGGCCUAUGAGUCAACAGCAGCAGCAAAUGCCCUCACCCCAACAACAAAUACCAUCUCCACAACAACAGAUGCCUCCUCAGCAACAACAUCAACCACCGCCUGCUCAGCAGCAAAUGCCUCCACAGCCUCCACAACCUAGACCCCAGCAACCUAUGCCUCCAGGACCACCUGGUCAACCACCAAUGAGUUUAGAACAACAACAGCAGCAGCAGCAGCAACAACAGCAGCAGCAACAACAACAGUCACAGCAGCCACAACAAAUGCAUCCUCCACUACAGCCAUCAAUGCAAGGUGGAGAAACUCCUACACCACAACAGAUGUCUGCUCAACAUCAACAAAUUCCGCCAGGAGGACCACCUAACCAACAAGUACCACAUCAACAAUCUCAGCAAAUGCCGCCUCAACCACCGCUAGGUCCACCCCAACAAAUGCCUCCCCAGCCACAACAACAACAACAGCCACCACCACCUAUGCCACCCCAGCAACAAAUGACUCCACAACAAAUGCAAUCUCAACAACCAAUGCCGGGACAGCAACCACCGAUGCCGCAUCAACAGCCGCAACAAAUGCCCGGUCUAGAAGGUUUAUAUUUCUCAGGGUCUCCUUAUCAGCAGCAUCAACUAUCACACCAUCAAUCUCAAAUACCGCAAGGUCCUCCUGGGCAGCAACAACCAAUGCCACCGCAGCAGCAACCAAUGUCUUCUCAACAACAACAGCAUCAACAGCAGCAGCAUCAACAGCAGCAACAGCAGCAGCUCCAACAGCAGCAGCAGCAUCAACAGCAGCAACAGCAGCAGCAUCAACAACAACAGCAGCAAUCGCAAAUGCCAGGGCAGCAGCAAGGUCCACCACAGCAGCAGCAAGGUGCGCCACAGCAGCAGCAAGGAUCAAUGCCUCCACCAUCUCAACAAGGUGGACCACAACAGCAGCAACCACCACAACAACCGCAACAACAGCCGCAACAACAGCCGCAGCAGCAACCUCCACAUCCGCCUCAAAUGCCAUCUCCACAAUCACAAAUGCCUGGCGGACAAAAUCAACAACAAAUGCCGCCACAGCCACAACAAGGCCAACCACCACAAAUGCCCACUGGCCCAUCUAGUCAACAGCAACCUAUGUCUUCGCAACAACCACCCCAAAUGUCGCCGCAACAGCAGCAGCAGCAGCAGCAACAACAACAGCAACAACAACAUAUGCCUCCUCAACAACAGCAACAGAUGCCACCACAGCAACAACUUGGAGCAGGAUCUCCGUAUCCACAACAACAAGUGCCUCCUCAUCAGCAGGCUAUACCAGGAGGUCCACCUCAACCAGGUAAAAUGCCCCAGUCACAAUCCACAACAGCAGCAGCAGCAGUAGCAGCGGCAGCAGUGGCGGCCGCUAAUGCCGCAGCUAGCCAACUUCCCCCUCACCAGCCGCCCACGGGGAUGAUGCCAGGACACCCGAUGCCUCCCCACCAAGGUCCUCAGACUCCACCGGUACAUCCUCCACCUGGAGGUCCCCCUAACCCACACGGACCGCCACCAGGCAUGAUUCCCCCCGGUCAAGGAUAUCCACAGCAGUAUCAACCGCCAGGCGGCCAACCGGCUCAGAACGUACCUUUGGCUCCUCGACCGCCUCAUCCGGGUUACGGAUAUCCCCAGCAACAGUAUCAUCAACCCUACGCGCAGUACUCGCAUCCAUACUACCAUCAGCCUUACUCGCAGUAUCCGCCACAUAUGGCAAGACCGCACCAGCACGGUUCACACAGUCCUCACGGGCCUCACAGCCCACAUUAUCACCCGCAGAGUCCUCACGGUGAGGUCGGACCCGGUGGUAAUCCUUCCAUGAAUCCCGGAGCCGCCGCUGCAGCAGCCGCUGCGGCUGCAGCUGGUGGUGGUCCCGAGCAACAACAGCAAGGGCAACAGCAGCCGGGUGGUGCCGCACCUUAUCCGCCAAGUGAGGCUGAGCGCUCUGGAGCUGCCGAAGGCCAAGAUGCGCAGACUGAUGGCAAGUCGGGCUCGGGUUGAGCGCGAUACCUAUCUUCUUCUCACACGCGUUUUUGUAUAUGGGCGUUGAUUUCUAUAAGCUAACUUGAUUGAUUAUUCUCUGUCCAGGAUCAGUUUAAUUUAACUAGGUGUAAUUGUAAAAUAAAAAUAUUGUGGAAGAUAUAUAACAUGUAAUAUGGAAAAUUAGUUUAAUGAACGAGGAUGAGUAUGAGAGAAAGAUGCGUAUGGUGUGUGUUGUUUCCAAGCGACUAAUCAAUGCGUCUUCUUGCAGCUGAUAAUAACUUGUUUACUUUUGACUCUUUGAUUUCUCUAUUUGAUAUAUUCGAUGAAAUGAAUUUGAUAUACAUGAACUUGUUAGAACGAUUAUAGUUUUAUGCGCAUAUGACGAUUUUUUCUUUAAUUUUUA